Messenger RNA from Pieris macdunnoughi, 504 nucleotides. NCBI's taxonomy places the organism in Eukaryota, Metazoa, Arthropoda, Insecta, Lepidoptera, Pieridae. The record is from the annotation of a GenBank genome assembly.
AUGCCUAAAUCAGAUGGUAAAUUUAGGUGCUGUUAUGUUAAUACAAUAUGCGGCCGGAGUUUACAACAUGGUGUUAUGUUUGUGGGAAUAGCCACAGUGGUUAUUUCAUCAAUAGUUCUUCUACUGUCGCUGGUUUGUGCCACACUUACGUUGAGAUCGGAUAAGUUGUUAAACGCUCAUCCGGUUGCAGCGAUGAACUUUAUUUUCUCACUUGUAUCCUCCAGUUUCUCCACUUAUCAGAUCCUCAUAUCAGCCAUACUGCUUUGGCAUGUGGGCCAAGGAAUCUUCUAUAUAUAUUCUUUGUGGUAUACAUCACACUUAUCAAUUUUGACAAUCUAUUUUGUUCUGUUCACAAUUAAAGUGAUUAUUUGUUUUGCCGAGAAACAUUAUGUGACAGCUUGCAUAACAAUUUCUAUUGGGAUUUUAUAUGAAGGUAUUUUUAUAUAUUUUCUUAUUAUAGUGAACAGUUAUUUAUACUCAAUAAAUCAAGAUAUAUACCAAUGA